CCUACAAUUACGAAAACGUACCGUUUUCGUUCUCAAUUUAGAAAGUACAUUGUCAGAUUAGGAAUAAGUACUAACAGCUGUAAGUAAAGUAAAAAGGAUAAGCUAUAAUAAUACAUCAUGGCUCUAAACAGAUUUAUGCAUCCUAGAAAUCAUUACAGAAACAAUAAACCCGAUUUCAGUCAACUGGCUUUGAAAUAUCCAGAAUUUGCUGAUCACUCAACACAAGAUUUAAAUGGGAAAAUUUGUUUAGAUUUUAAGAAAGCGAAUAGUGUUCGCAUACUUACUCAAACAUUGUUAAAAGAAGAUUUUAACUUGAAUGUAGAACUACCAGAUGACCGUCUAACUCCUACCUUGUCCUCUAGAUUGAAUUAUAUUCAUUGGAUAGAAGAUAUAUUUGGUGAUUCAUAUAAAGAACUUAGAGGAAUUGAUAUAGGUACCGGCGCAUCAUGCAUUUACCCUAUUCUUGGAUGUAAAAUAAACAACUGGUCAUUUCUAGCUACGGAUGUAAAUGAAAAAAAUUUAGAAUAUGCAGAUAAGAAUGUCAAGGGUAAUAAUAUGCAGACCAAAAUUCAAGUUGUAAAAGUUGAAGAAGGAACGUGUAUACCACAAUUUGUUUUGUCAAGUGAUCAGACCUAUGAUUUUGUUAUGUGCAACCCGCCAUUUUUUGCGGAUCACAUGGAGGCACAGGCUAUAACAAGCACACGUAAAGUUAAUCGGCCAGAUCCUCCAUCUAUGAGUACAGCUGAAGAUUGUGAGAGCAUUGUACCAGGUGGCGAAGCACAAUUUAUUAAACAAAUGAUUCAAGAAUCUUUUCAAGUCAAGGAAAAAAUAAGAGUAUUUACUUCAAUGGUGGGCAAGAAAAUAAAUGUAUCAGUGAUCAAAGAGGAACUUAAAAGGAGACAGAUUUCGAAUUUUUCUACAACAGAAUUUUGUCAGGGUAAAACAAUGAGAUGGGGCAUUGCAUGGACUUUUGAUACAACUAUUAAAUUCCCAAAAUCUUACUUUGAGAAAAAGAAGAAAGGAAAUUCUAAGUUAAUAUAUGAAAUACCAAUGGAUAAUGGUAUAGUGAUUUAUGAUAUUCAGAAUAUGACAGCUUAUAUUAUAUCACAACUACAGGAGCUCAAGGUUGAGUAUAAAGAGGGAAAGAGAACAAAUAUAAAUUCAUGUGUUACUAUGACAGCCAGAGUAAAUAGCUGGUCAAACCAACGACGCAAACGCAGACUUGAAAAACAAGGGCUAAACAAAGAUAUUGAAGAAAAAAAAAAUAAAACCCCUGAAAAAUCAUCUUCUGUUAACAGUGUCAUAGUUCAUGAAAUAAAUGGUACCCUUUCCAAUAAUAAAGCAAUUGAGGACACAAUCAUUGAUGAUGAUAAGAAAAUAAAAAUUGUCAAAGAAACUGUAAUGGAAACAAAAAAUAUUAAUAGUGCUAACAUUUCCUCUGAUGAAAUCCCAGUGGAAUUAAAAACUAACAAGACACCUAGUACCUCAACUGAAUCUGUUGUUAAAACAAAAUCUGGAUGCUUGGAUGACACAAAGAAAAAUCAUUUAGUGAAAUGUAGAAUAAUACUGAAGAAAACGGAUGACAGAAUUAUGUUAGAAAUAGUUGAUUUAGAUGGUGAUAAGAGAGAACUAUGUAAUCAAAUAUUGCAGUAUUUUAAAAAUAAACUAAAAUCACAAGCCUAAAAUAUAAUGUAAUAUUCAGAAUUUGUCCCCUUAAGAUUACUUUUGUUUUGAAGAUCAAGAAGACAUAACAUUAAAGGAAUUUGUUAAUAAUUUGG
This is a messenger RNA of Patella vulgata (common limpet), 1778 nucleotides long. RefSeq names its product U6 small nuclear RNA (adenine-(43)-N(6))-methyltransferase. Lineage: Eukaryota; Metazoa; Mollusca; Gastropoda; Patellidae. The record is from RefSeq and is a predicted model, not a curated record. The transcript is spliced from 8 exons. Gene Ontology annotation, biological process: rRNA base methylation. Gene Ontology annotation, cellular component: nucleus. The coding region runs from base 118 to 1683 and encodes 521 amino acids. Gene Ontology annotation, molecular function: 23S rRNA (adenine(1618)-N(6))-methyltransferase activity.